Molecule: messenger RNA, 972 nt
Organism: Saccostrea echinata
Lineage: Eukaryota; Metazoa; Mollusca; Bivalvia; Ostreida; Ostreidae
Product: UPF0184 protein-like
Exons: 2
Coding region: 28-348 (106 amino acids)
Source: RefSeq, a predicted model, not a curated record
CGGAAAUAGCUCUGUUGUUGAGGCCACAUGACACAAAAUAUGGCCGAUGAUGUAAACAUGGUUAGAAAUCACGAAAAUGGUUUUGAUGAGACCCCUGGCGAGAAUAAUGAAGAGAUAGUGACAGAAGAGAUUCACACUGAAGAAGAAGAAAAUUUAGAGGAACUUGUAGAAAAUGCUAGCAAUGAAUAUGAAGAUCUGAGCAACACGCUAGACCAGAUCGAUCGAUGGAUGACGAAUUUAGAAAAUCAAAACGAUUCCCUUGUGGAUAAGCUCCGGGAUCUCCUCGAGUCAAACCGACAAAUACGGGCCGAAUUUGAGCAGGAAAACUCACAAAAAAAGAACAGCUGACACAUCUAAAGCCUUAAUGGAACCACAUUCCUCUGGUGCAUUGCAUUAGUGUUUAUAUCUUUCCACGUAGAUAGAUGAAAUCUAUUUAUAUAUGUUCGUAUUUUUCAUUUAUCAGACUAUAUUGUUAUGAACUAUGGACGUUUUUUUUUUUUUAAAUAAAUUCAUCAAAAAUGAUUUAGCUUGUAUUGUCAUACAUCUAACAUACUGAUGAAAGAAUUCCAGUUCUAACUGUACACACAUAAUGAAGAGGUGGAUUGUAUAAUUGUACACACGUAUGAAGAGGUUGUUUGACAACCUUCAUUUUGGACUCUUUUUUUCCAAAUUCAUGGACGUACCGAUUGGCAAACAACCUUUCUACUGUAUAAACAUUCUAGUGUUAUUUUCACUUUUAUGAACGGUUUCCCCUCGAUGUAUCAUAAUUUGUUAUUCAGGAAUACACAAUUUAUUAAAUUAUGUUUUAAGAUAAAAUAAUUUAUUGCUAAGUGCAUUUGUUUUUGGCAAGGGUGUUGUUUUUGUAUUGCGAUUCUCACCACAAAAUAGAAGCUGUAUCGUGUUGUGUUCUUCUAAAUAGUUGUUCUUCACAAUUCUAACGAUCUUUUAAAUAAAUAGAAAUUGAACUAUGAA